Pongo pygmaeus (Bornean orangutan) is the source of this 453-nucleotide messenger RNA. Its product is annotated as breakpoint cluster region protein-like. Lineage: Eukaryota; Metazoa; Chordata; Mammalia; Primates; Hominidae. Gene Ontology annotation, molecular function: GTPase activator activity. The record is from RefSeq and is a predicted model, not a curated record. Gene Ontology annotation, cellular component: membrane. Gene Ontology annotation, biological process: positive regulation of GTPase activity; signal transduction. Bases 22 to 453 code for a protein of 143 amino acids. The transcript has 4 exons.
AACCACGGAUCUAGACUGAGAAUGGGAGGCAGUUCAUCCCUGGAGAGAGAGGUCCAAGGUGCCCUACAUCACGCGCCAGUGUGUGGAGGAGAUCGAGCGCCGAGGCAUGGAGGAGGUGGGCAUCUACCGCGUGUCCGGAGUGGCCGCAGACAUCCAGGCACUGAAGGCAGCCUUCAAGAUAACAAGGACGUGUCGGUGAUGAUGAGUGAGAUGGACGUGAACGCCAUUGCAGGCACGCUGAAGCUAUACUUCUGUGAGCUGCCCAGGCCCCUCUUCACUGACGAGUUCUACCCCAACUUCACAGAGGGCAUCGUCCUCUACAGGGUGGCAGAGAAGGAGGCAGUCAAUAAGAUGUCCCUGCACAACCUUGCCACUGUCUUUGACCCCAUGCUGCUCCAGCCCUCCGAGAAAGAGAGCAAGCACCCUGCCAAUCCAAGCCAUCACCAUGACUGA